AUGACGAGGUCCAACGCAUUACAGACAUUUCUUCAACCAUUAAAGGUCGAUAGUGAUACCCUGUAUCGUUUGUCUUAUCGUUUUUCAGAGACUUAUCGUGAUUUAGCCGCGGGGUCUUUUGAUCAGUUUUUCUCCACUGCUACCACAUGUCUGCCUACCGGUAGCGAAAAAGGUCGUUAUUUGGCCGUCUACCUUGGAUUGCAUUAUCUCCGAGUGGCCUUUAUUGAUCUGCUUGGCGAAGAGCAAGUAGGGAGACGCUCUCAUGUCCGUCGAACAUUGGAGAAGGCAUGGCCGAUCGAGGAUCGCCUACGACAAGACCAAGCAAACUCACUCUUUGCCUGGAUUGGAGACUGCAUUGCAGAGGUCAUACAUGAUGAUCUAGAAAAUUGCAAGGACGUUCCAUCGGAGAUCGCGAUGGGAAUAUCGUUCUGCUUCCCAAUCAAGCAGGAAUCUGUUAAUGAGGCCAUUCUUAUGCCAACAGGCAAAGGGUUUGCCCUGGGCUCUUCUAUCAACCUUCGUCAAGCCCUCCUAGAUGGUUAUGAAUGCCAUACUCGGCGCGCAGACGAGGAUCCAGCCGAUGUGCCUAUCAAGCGACAAAAGAAAUACUGUCUGCCAAAUUUGAAAAUUGCUGUCAUGACAAAUGAUACUAUAUCUACGCUAGCUUCUCUGGCAUACUCGAUUCGCGCUCUACCAAACGCCCGGGUCGUCAUGGGUCUCAUCGUCGGUGCAGGCUGCAAUGCGGCUGUGCCGAUGAAAUUGGCCGAUCUUCAUGAAAGCAAAAUUGGCCACAUCAAAGAAAAAGAGCCAGAUGCUAAGGAAUCGGUUGUUUGUACGGAGUGGACGCUGCGGGGUGCUGCUGCACCACUGCAAGAACUUGGUAUUAGAAGUGAAUGGGAUAUCAAGCUGGAAGCACACUCUGCGAGGCCUGGAUUUCAGCCACUGGAGUAUAUGGUUGGAGGUCGGUACAUUGGCGAGUUGGUCCGGAUAAUAUGUAAUGAUUGGUUCCACAGAGCCAAAGGAAUACCACAGUCUUCGCUCCCCGUGAAAUUGGUCGAGGAAUACACAUUGACAACAGAUUUUAUUUCCCUCGUCGUGGCCUCAAGUCAUUCAGACGAACAACUUGCAAAAGACCUAUCGGAAAAGCUCCCCGCUCCGAGCUCCAGUGAUUGGAAAUGGACUCCCAAAUAUGCUGGUUAUAUUCGCUUGAUUGCAGCGGCCGUACAGGACCGAUCUGCUGCACUGGUUGCUGCUGCAACUGUCGGGCUUCUUGCGUGCACGCGGGAGAUCCAGCUUCAGGUUAGAGACAAUCUAGGUUCUCCAGUAAGCGAGUUGAACCUGGAUAAUAAGAUUCAUGAGCGGAUGCCAUCAACCCCGAGCUGGAAGAAUGGGCCAGAAGAAUUGGUUGUCGCGGUCUCCGGUGGUGUUAUUCAGCAUUAUCCGCACUACAAGGAGACUAUUCAACGAUAUAUCGACAGACUCAUUAUCAACGCUGGGCCUCAAGGGGAUGGAAAGAGUGUCUUCCUUCGUGAGGCCAGUGAUGGUGGGAUUAUUGGCGUGGGUGUCCUUGCAGGAACUGUGGCCGCAAAUAUUGAAGGUAUUAUUGGAUCUACCAUGAAGUAUAAUGUUGAAGCAUCGGGUAAAGUCAAGGGAACUCCGCGAUCAACCGAAGGUCUAAUCUAA
Messenger RNA from Penicillium taxi, 1680 nucleotides. Its product is annotated as hexokinase family protein. The transcript is spliced from 2 exons. The record is from RefSeq and is a predicted model, not a curated record. The coding region runs from base 1 to 1680 and encodes 559 amino acids. Gene Ontology annotation, cellular component: mitochondrion; cytosol. Gene Ontology annotation, molecular function: ATP binding; glucokinase activity; D-glucose binding. Gene Ontology annotation, biological process: intracellular glucose homeostasis; glycolytic process; glucose 6-phosphate metabolic process. NCBI's taxonomy places the organism in Eukaryota, Fungi, Ascomycota, Eurotiomycetes, Eurotiales, Aspergillaceae.